CAAUGGGCGGCAGCGGGCGGGGGUACAUCCGGGUGAGUGGUAGGUAGCUGGUCGCGGCGGCGGACUUCUCUCCGAAGCAAAAUGGACGGUCGUUAUUCAGGCUCAUAUGGAAACUGGAACGCUGAAUCAUCCGGCGCAGGCUAUGAUGUCUAUGACUACGACUAUGGCUAUGGACAAGGCUCUGGAUCAAACUAUGGCUAUGGUGGCAAAUCAUGGGACUCGCACAGAGGCAAUGCCAGCCAUAAUUCUGAUUCCAUUGUUACUAAAAUUAACCAACGGUUAGAUUUGCUUUCUCGUAACGACAAUGACGAACAGGAAAGGUUUGCUCCUUUUGAGUCCUAUGACUCCAGGUCUUCAUUAGACGACCGCGAUCUGUUCCGACCUGGCUUCGAUUACAGUGAAUCUGGACCUUAUCGUAAUGAUUCCUAUGGAGGUCGUUUUGACCGCUUUGACAACUUCAACAGGAACCGCAGGGAUAACUUCCGCUACAGAGCACGUGAUGGUCCGGGCAAGUUUCGGGGUCAGAACUGGUCUAGAGACUGGGUUCCAAAUAACAGGCCUUACCGGAACGACCACUUCUCAUCAUCGAGUACCGAGCGACUGUCGGCGUGCUGGAAUGAGAUGUCGAUGGGAAUGGGUGGCAGGGGUUAUGCUGCUCCCUCCAGGAACCCCCCUUCGCUCUUCUCCCAUGCCUUCACCUCUGGCUAUGGGUCAUAUGGCAUGCAAGGAAUGGGAAAACAGUUUGGAGGUUACAGACCACGAAGGAGAGAUUGGAAUCGGGGCAGAGGUAGGAGAGGUAGAGGUGGAAUAAUAGGUGGAAUGAAGAGGAAGCAAUCAACUGGAAGCAAUGAUGAACCAGACUUCAAAAUGUCAAGAACAGACCAGUCAGAUUUAUCAGACAGUGAAGAAGAAGAGAGGGACGCAGAUGAUGCAGAAGAUGCUGAAGAUGUUGCUGCAGGUGACGCAAGUGCUGGGGUUGAGGAUAAAGAAUCAAGUGAUAACCCUGAAAAGGAGAAAAAAGAAUCUGCUGAGGGUGAAGAUGACGAGUCCAAGAAAUCUGGUGACCUCCAAGAAGAAACUAGUGACAGUAAAAAGAAGCAAUAUAUCAAAGAGAAACCAAAGAAGAAGCAGCGAGAUCGUAUUACAGAAAGGAUAAUGUACGUCUGCUCAGUUUGCAAGUUUCGCACCUUUGAUGAUGAUGAAAUUUUCCCUCACUUGGAAAGUAAAUUCCAUAAGGAAAACUUCAAAUUCAUUGGGACCAAGCUUCCCAAACAAACUGCUGACUUUUUGCAUGAAUAUAUUCUGAACAAGAAUAAGAAGACUCUGAAGUUCCGUGAUGCAAUGGAAGAUAAAAAUGCAAUUAAAAAGAGGAUCCAGGAACAAAACCUAUUGCAUGGUAUUAGUAUUGACAAUUUCAUGAAGAAGGUGGAAGCUGUUCACUGUACGGCUUGUGAAAUGUUUAUUCCGAUGCAAUACAAUGCCAUCCAGCGACACAUGAAGGCCCCUGAUCACAACAGAAAUAGAAAAUUGAUGCUCGAGCAGUCAAAGAGGGGUGGCCUUCAAGUAGCAAAGAGUAUUCUGAAUAAUCGAAAUAUUGGGAGCAUGUUGGAGAAAUAUUUACAGGGUGACAAUCCAUUUACUGAAGAAGAUGCUAAAGAUGAUGAUGCUGUUGAUGACUCUGUGAAGGGAGAGGGACAUAAUGAGAGUGUUACAGGUGAAAAUGCUGGAGACAAAGGUGAAACUCCAGAAGGGGAGGGGGCAGAAGAGCCUGGGGCAGAGCUAAAAGGAAAUGAAGGGGGCGAUGAAAUUGUUAGUGCACCCAAGACUGCUGUAGAGCCACCUGAGAGAGGGGUUGAUAUCACUGAUGAAGAACCUGACUCCAAUAUGACAGCAGAUCGGGAUGGUGAAGAAUCCCUUCCAGUAGGUAAAGACACCAAAGCAUCUCUCUUAGCUGAAGAUGAAGACAAUAUCUCAGAAGUUCCUGCAGAAGGAAAUCCCGAUGAGUGUUCUCCAGGUGAAAAUGAUGCAGAAGAAGAGACAGAAUAAUUCUCAUAUGAAUAAACAUCACUCCUUAUUUCCCCUCUCUCAUCAUUAAAUUCUCUAACUACAUUGGAUCUGAAUCAAUGAAAUGUAUUUUAGUUAACAACGAAUACUGUAUGGUUCUGGAACAUCCUGCAUUUGGGGCAAUUCCAUGCUAUGACUGUCCCAAAUCUGGGAUGGCUCUUCCUGGCUUUGUCAAACAAUUUUUACGUGAAAUGCUGUUUUUCUGUGAAAGUGCUUUGUGAGUGCAUUUGCCCUGUUACCUUUUAAAAACAAAUCUUCCAGAAUAGGUGACAUUGACCUGUGUGAUUCAUUCAGGAUGCGCACAGAACAUUAUGGAAAUGGUUUGUCCUGGUUAAUUUGUUGUUUUUAUAAAAGGAUAUUCAGAAUUAAGAUUAUCUGGACACUUGCAUGAACAUAGGGAUUUUUUCCUACAUGGCAAAAAAGAAUUGGUAGUUCCCUGUGUUUAGUGGCGUGGUGAGACUCCUCAAAACUCUGCUGUGUUUCGAUCUUUGGUUUGAAGAUGUUGAUGGGGGCGUCAUGAAUACAAUCUGCUUCGGGAAAAACUUGCCUGGCAACGCUUACUAUUCUUACAUUGCCUUUAAAGGUGAGCAGAAGUUGUAUUGUGCAAUCAAAACUUUCUACACCAAAUGUUUAAAUAAAACACAACUUAUUGGAGAUGUGACCGAACAUGUGUUUUCAGUUGGUAUUUUUGACUAAAAGUUGAGUUUUGCUCUGGAGUUUAGCAAUACCAUCUGGGUACUGAUGGAGUGUAAUGCUUGUUUUACUACUGGAAAGAGGAGUAGUUGCUUGAAUGGAGAUAAUUGUAUACAAUAAAAUAUUAAACCCUUUUUAUAAAUGUUAA
This is a messenger RNA of Amblyraja radiata (thorny skate), 2905 nucleotides long. Its product is annotated as A-kinase anchor protein 8-like. Gene Ontology annotation, cellular component: nucleus; nuclear matrix. The record is from RefSeq and is a predicted model, not a curated record. The transcript is spliced from 13 exons. The coding region runs from base 82 to 2046 and encodes 654 amino acids. Gene Ontology annotation, molecular function: DNA binding; protein kinase A regulatory subunit binding. Lineage: Eukaryota; Metazoa; Chordata; Chondrichthyes; Rajiformes; Rajidae.